Molecule: messenger RNA, 2883 nt
Organism: Anolis carolinensis (green anole)
Lineage: Eukaryota; Metazoa; Chordata; Lepidosauria; Squamata; Anolidae
Gene: hs3st5
Product: heparan sulfate-glucosamine 3-sulfotransferase 5
Exons: 4
Coding region: 813-1850 (345 amino acids)
Molecular function (GO): [heparan sulfate]-glucosamine 3-sulfotransferase activity
Source: RefSeq, a predicted model, not a curated record
GGAAGCCACUGAUUGACUUGGUAGCAGCUGGUGGGUGGUAAAGGCAGCCAAUUCAAAAGAAAAUAUUGAAAAGGCAAAAUGAUAUUUCUUAUUACUUUGUAGUAUGAUUCAGAUUAUACUGAAGUAUUCAAAGUGGCACUGUCUCUAUUCAAAACAAAAGCUAUACAGAGUGAUGAUGUGAGAUGGUAAACGUUCUUAUUGUAGACUGGCCCAAAGUAGGGUUUAUUCACAAUUAACAGCGAGAACAGAUGGCUAAUGGGUUUCAAUCCAUGCCUGAAAACAGUGGGGUAUUUUCUGUGCAUAAACCCAAUGUCAUGGCUGGAUGCCCAACACAAUAUGUGGUGAAGAAAAAGAGAUCUGCAGGUGAAGACAAGGUCGAGUUACAGAAUGACACAGACAACUGGAGAGAGAAAACUGACAAGUCCAAACAGUCAGCAUCAGACUGAAUUUGGGGAAACCAGGAUGUGAAAGUCAGAAAAAGGAGCAAACAGAGCACAAGAAGCUGUGGCAGCACAAUGAAAAGCUGCAUCAGUUACAAGAUAAAACAGCAGGAGAAAGAGCAGCCAUAACAACAAAAUACCCUUGACAAGUGGGAACACAUUUAAGAAGAAAUGUCUAUUCAUUCCUUUUGCAUCUGGAGUAUUUUUACCAUAUCACUAAUCUCUGUUAUACACUCUGAAGGCGUUUGAGGAUUGAAGACUGUAAGACAUAUUCUUCUCUGAAUGUCCUUGGUCUAAAGCAGAUGUACCAGAUCUUUUGGAUGAGUGUAAGGAUAAAAAGACUGAAGAAGUCCUGAAGAUUGAUGGAGGGCCAUGCUAUUCAAACAGCAGGUGUUGCUGAAACAGAAGCUCCUUGUGUUAGGCAGCCUUGCUAUUGGAAGUCUCCUAUAUCUAGUUGCCAGAGUUGGGAGCUUGGAUAGACUGCAACCCAUUUGCCCAAUUGAUGGUCGAUUUGGACUCCGUGGCCAAGAUGAAAUUCCACUCCGAGCUCUACAGUAUAAGCGUGGGUUGUUACAUGAGUUCCGGAAAGGCAAUGCCAGCAAGGAGCAAAUCCGACUUCACAGUUUGGUCCAACAGAUCCCCAAGGCCAUAAUAAUUGGGGUGAGGAAAGGAGGAACCCGAGCGCUACUUGAAAUGCUCAAUCUUCACCCGGCAGUGGUCAAAGCUUCUCAAGAAAUCCACUUCUUUGAUAACGAUGAGAACUAUGCCAAGGGCAUUGAGUGGUACAGGAAAAAAAUGCCAUUUUCUUAUCCUCAUCAAAUAACAAUCGAGAAAAGUCCUGCAUACUUUAUCACUGAGGAGGUACCUGAAAGGAUUUAUAAAAUGAACUCAUCCAUCAAAUUACUGAUCAUUGUCAGGGAACCCACAACAAGAGCUAUUUCUGACUACACUCAGGUGCUGGAGGGGAAAGAAAGAAAGAAUAAAACCUACUACAAAUUUGAGAAGCUGUCGAUUGAUCCUAAUACCUGUGAAGUGAACACUAAAUACAAGGCAGUAAGAACCAGCAUCUACACCAAACAUCUGGAGAGGUGGUUAAAGUACUUUCCCAUAGAGCAGUUUCACAUUGUCGAUGGCGAUCGUCUCAUUACGGAACCGCUGCCAGAACUCCAGCUGGUAGAGAAGUUCUUAAAUCUUCCUCCAAGGAUAAGUCAAUAUAAUUUAUAUUUCAAUGCCACCAGAGGGUUUUACUGCUUGCGAUUUAACAUUGUCUUUAACAAGUGCCUGGCAGGAAGCAAGGGACGUAUCCAUCCAGAGGUCGACUCCUCUGUCAUUACCAAAUUGCGCAAAUUUUUUCACCCUUUUAAUCAGAAAUUUUACCAGAUCACAGGGAGGACAUUUAACUGGCCCUAAAAUAAAUUUCAUACAACACUGUGUGUUGCACCCAGAGAUAUGCAACCGUGUCUCUAUUAGAGUAAAAAAAAUGCACUUUUUGUAUACACAGCUAUCAAACUAAUCCUUUUUUUCAUGCAUACGUGUACAUAUGCAGUGUGUGACCAAAUAUAAGGUGGGAUCAAUUUUUCUACAGAGCAGUGAAUAACAUAAAGCUUACUCUCUGUAUAAUUGCAUCAUUUUAUGAUAUACAAUUCAAUGAGAAGUCAUUUAAAGAAAUUAAUUCAGCUAUUCCAUUCAAAGGGUCAGUACUUUAUUUGUUCAACAAAACUUAAUACCAAACAAAUCUAGAGGAGAGGUGGAUUACUUUACAAGUCGUUACAUAAUCUGGUCUAGGAAGGUCUACAAUAGGCUGUUACAGAUACAUAUUGCUAAAAGAAUACUGACCUUUGAAAGGUGUAAAUCUGUGCUUCAGACUUAUAUUGGUUUAACCAUUGCUUUCCAUAAGAAUCCUAGGAUGAGUACUUCUGUGACUGGAUGGGUGGGGAGUGCCAGGGUUCUCUGAUUCUCACCUGCAUUUCCAGGUUUGUUUGGGGUUUUUUGGAAAACAUGCUCAUUGACUAAUAAAAAACAAAAACAAUAUAAGUUUGCGGUGUAAAGAUAUACCCUGUGUGAUGCUGAUUUCUUUUGGAAGUCUUUCCUAUUGUUUGAAAGGAAAUUCUCUCAUAUGCUCAACAUUGUUUCAAAUUACCCGUGGUGAGUUUGCACUAUUGUUUUUAAUUAUUAUUAUUGUUAUUAUUAUUGUAUGGAUCAUCUUGGCACUUGUAGCAUGUCAAUCAUGUGUCGAAAAAGAAGUAUCUUUUUCCCCCUUCUAUGCUUGUAUGUUGACAAAGAGAAACCUGCUGUAUAUAAUGUAUAUUGUUUGUAAAUACUGGUUUCACACUAAGUAAUUCUAUUUUGUAAACUGAAUAUGGCUAUUUAAUUUAUUGUGAAAAUUAAAUUUAUUGUGGUAUUUAAAAUGGAAUGGAUUAAAAUUGCUAUAUGUGCAAAUGUU